This is a messenger RNA of Prunus persica (peach), 3814 nucleotides long. RefSeq lists its product as uncharacterized. Gene Ontology annotation, biological process: mitochondrial translational elongation. The record is from RefSeq and is a predicted model, not a curated record. Gene Ontology annotation, molecular function: translation elongation factor activity; protein binding. Gene Ontology annotation, cellular component: mitochondrial matrix. NCBI's taxonomy places the organism in Eukaryota, Viridiplantae, Streptophyta, Magnoliopsida, Rosales, Rosaceae.
AAAGAUAAGGAUUUAAAGCCCCACCUUUCAUUUUCCUCGCCUUACCAGGAAAUGACUAAUGAAUAGGCUCAAUCGCCAGAAUAGCAUAAGCUUCACACACUCGUAAACUUCUCGGGUUUACUUAAAAACUAUACAUUUGAAGUUCCAAUUGGCUGAAUUUUGCUUCAAAGGUGAACAAGGAAUGAAGGACUUAUGAAAGCAGCAGACUUAACCUCUAGUUUUCAAGUCAAUAUGACGCCUGUGAUUCCAUAUUCCAUAAGCAAUGUCUCACAUAUUCCUGGAACUGCCUUUACUGCAAGAAAGAACGACUGUUUAACAAAAUUCAGUAUUUCAAGGAAAUCCACAAGACAUACUCUAUCCCCAAAGAGUUUUCUUUUACCUUUUUCAACCUCUAUCAAAUUGCAUCCAUUGUACAACAGCAGGUGCCCUGUACAUCAUAGAUCUAGAAUCCCUGUAUCUGCCGCAGGAACCGAUGUAGCAGUUGAGGAAGCUGAUUCACCAGUUGCAGAUGCAGCUUCUAUUGAAGCCUUGGAUAAUUCCUCCGAUGGCAGCCCCAGCCCAUCUCAAUCUAGGCGUACAAAACCUGUUAGGAAAAGUGAGAUGCCACCUGUGAAGAAUGAGGAGCUGGUUCCGGGUGCUAGUUUUACUGGGAAAGUAAGAUCAAUCCAACCAUUUGGCGCUUUUAUUGAUAUUGGAGCUUUCACUGAUGGCCUUGUACAUGUUUCGCAAUUGAGUGAUAGUUAUGUUAAGGAUGUUGGAAGCGUUGUUUCUGUUGGGCAAGAGGUGAAGGUGACAUUAGUUGAAGCCAAUACAGAGACUGGGCGGAUCUCUCUCACUAUGCGUGAAGGUGACGAUGGCAGUAAGCCGCAGCAAAGGAAAGAUGCUUCUGCUAGUAGUGAUAGGGCUGGACCUGGUAGAAGGAGUAGCCCAAAGAAAGGUGAUAGGAAAAAUGAGGUGAGGAAAACCACAAAGUUUGUUAAGGGACAGGACCUAGUGGGCACGGUAAAGAAUUUGGUCAGGGCUGGUGCUUUUAUAUCUCUUCCUGAGGGAGAGGAAGGGUUCCUGCCUACGUCGGAGGAAGCUGAUGAUGGAUUUGCAAACGCUUUGGGGGAGACCUCCCUGGAGGUUGGCCAGGAAGUAAAUGUCCGCGUCCUGCGUACUACAAGAGGACAAGUAACCUUGACAAUGAAGAAAGAAGAAGAUGCUCUAAAGUCGGACUCCCAGAUCAGUCAAGGAGUAGUCCACACUGCAACAAACCCAUUUGUUCUGGCUUUUCGCGAAAACAAGGAUAUUGCUUCGUUUUUGGAUGAGAGAGAGAAAAUAGAGAAAGCAGCUAAAACAAUUGCAACACAAAAGAGUUCAGAAGAAUUAGAAGGGAAGGUUAAUGAAAGUGAGUCCAACAUUAGUGAAGUGCUGGACGAACAAGCAAGCAGUGACAAGGGAACUCUUGGAAUCCCUUCUGCAGUGAAUGAAACAGUUGAAAAUGAUGGUGCUGAUGUUGGAACCAAUGAUAAUGCCUUGAGCAUUUCUGUGAACAACAAAGAGGACCAGGAAAGCCCAGUUUCUGGUUCAAUUGAAACGCUAGAAACUACAGUCCAAACCAUAGAAAAAGAAGAGGUGAAUUCUGAUAUAUUGGCUCCUGAAGGAAGUAUAUCUACCACUGGUUCUAUAAUAAAGGAGCCUCCUUCAACAGAUGGAGUGGAAAAUGAUGCAAAUGCGGAUCCGUCUAGUGAAAUAGCUAAUCACACAUUGCCUUCAGAAAGUCCAACAGUCGAAGAGGUCGUAGAGGGUCAAGUUGAUGAUACCAUAGUAAAAGAUGAACUGCAAAUACAACCACCUGCUUCAGAAAGCGAAAUUCCUUCUACUUCAAUAACUAAAGAAACAAAAGAAAGUCAGGCCACCAAAGCUGUAGAUGACGUACCUGAAAACAUUAGGGAGGAAGUGCAGAUACAAACACCCGCUGCUGAGAGUGAAUUGCCUUCUAUCUCACAAGUGGAAGAUGACAAAGUGGGAAGUACCCCUGAGAGGAAUGGUGGUGUUUCUAAUUCAAAUGGAGAAACUGACAAUCCUUCCCCGAAGGAAAGUGUGACUAAAGAAACUAUAUCACCAGCUCUUGUAAAGCAGCUGCGUGAAGAAACAGGAGCCGGAAUGAUGGAUUGCAAAAACGCUUUGUCAGAGACUGGUGGGGAUAUUGUUAAAGCUCAGGAGUUCCUUAGAAAGAAAGGCUUAGCAAGUGCAGACAAGAAAGCCAGCAGAGCAACUGCUGAAGGAAGAAUAGGUUCAUACAUUCAUGAUAGCAGGAUUGGUAUCUUGCUAGAGGUAAACUGUGAGACAGAUUUUGUUUCCCGGGGUGACAUUUUCAAGGAGCUGGUUGAUGAUCUAGCCAUGCAAGUGGCUGCAUGCCCGCAAGUACACUACCUUGCUACAGAAGAUGUUCCUGAAGAGUUUGUCAACAAGGAAAGAGAAAUUGAGAUGCAGAAAGAAGAUCUUUUGUCAAAGCCAGAGCAGAUUAGAUCAAAGAUUGUUGAUGGGAGGAUCAGGAAGAGGCUUGAGGAGCUGGCAUUGCUUGAGCAGCCCUACAUUAAGAAUGAUAAGGUGGUGGUGAAAGACUUGGUGAAGCAAACCAUUGCAACUAUUGGAGAAAACAUAAAAGUGAAAAGGUUUGUGCGCUACAAUCUUGGAGAAGGCUUGGAGAAGAAGAGUCAGGAUUUUGCUGCAGAGGUGGCUGCCCAAACUGCAGCAAAACCAGCACCCACAGGAGGAAAAGAGCAGCCUGCUGCAGUGGAAGCCAAGGAAACUGUUGAGAAGGCACCUACUGUAGCUGUCUCUGCCGCUUUGGUUAAACAACUACGUGAAGAAACUGGAGCGGGGAUGAUGGACUGCAAGAAAGCUCUCUCUGAAACUGGAGGCGACCUUGAGAAGGCACAAGAAUACCUGAGGAAGAAGGGUCUCUCUUCUGCUGAAAAGAAAUCCAGCAGGCUUGCUGCUGAAUGCAGGAUCGGGUCCUACUAUCAUGACUCCCGCAUUGGAGUUCUAGUUGAAGUGAACUGCGAGACUGACUUUGUUGGAAGUGAAAAAUUCAAGGUGUUGGUUGAUGAUCUGGCAAUGCAAGUUGUGGCCUGCCCGCAGGUGCAAUUUGUGUCCAUUGAAGAUAUUCCAGAGAGCAUUGUAACCAAGGAAAAAGAGCUUGAGAGGCAGAGGGAGGACCUUCUGUCAAAGCCUGAGAACAUUAGAGAGAGAAUUGUGGAGGGGAGGAUCUCAAAGAGGCUUGGGGAGCUUGCUCUUUUAGAGCAACCUUUCAUCAAAGAUGAUAGUCUUCUGGUGAAGGACCUAGUGAAGCAGACUGUUGCUGCUCUUGGGGAGAAUAUUAAAGUUCGCAGGUUUGUUCGGUUCACUCUUGGGGAGACAGUUGAGGACGCAAAAGCAGAAGCAGCAGCCGAAGCUUGAGACAAAGAAGAAACUUUAAGUUAGCAUGGAAGCAUCGAUCGGCAAUGAUGGGGUCUGUUUAUUCAUGGUGAGGCAAGAGCUAGAGGAUAGUAAGAAUGGGUAAAACAACUUUUAGAUGGAAGUAAUAUGAUUCUUUUUUGUUUUGGUUUUAGUAUGUAUCUGAAGCUAGGGCUGAUCAUGCUUUGCUUUAUAUGGACGUCAAAGGUACUGUUUUUGUCAUCUAUAUUGCGAGAGAGAAGAGAGCAUCAACCAUCUCUGAUAUUUUUUUUUUCUUUGUUGCACCAUUGAUGGAAAUACAAUUCUGUUGAGGCAUUUUUGGAAAUAGUGUAUAAUAAUAUUUAUAUAAAAACAUGGUUCAACACUGUCA